AUGAAGAUACACACUGCUAACAGUGAGGCUCAGAGAUUCGCAUUCUCUCUCUUCUUAAGACAAGUCAGUCGAACCGUCUGCCUGAUCGUUGCACGCUUGUCUUUCUUUUCCCCCCUCUCUCUCUCUCUCUAUUCUUCUUCGUUCUUCGACCUCUCUCUCUUUUUUUUUCCAUGUCUUCGUCUAACGUUUCGAAUUUUCUUCCUCUUCUGUUUUUCGUUCCAUCUCCUCCUCUUCUCUCUUUUUCUAUUUCUUUCCCUCCUUUCUUUCUUCUCGAUCUCUCUGUUAUUUUUUUCUAAUUUUUCGUUUAUAUUUGUUUUUUUUUCUUCUCCUUUCUCCCACUUCUUCUCAUACAAUUCUUUUUCGCCUUCUCUCUCCCUUUUUUCUUCUUCUUAUACUUUUAUUUUACUUCCCUUUCGUUCUUUCAUUUUUUCUUUCCUCUUCUUCCUUUUCCUCCUCCAUCUUCUUCCAUUUCCUCCUCCCUCUUUUUCUCUUUCCUCCCCCUCUUCUUCCCUUUUCUCCUCCCUCUCCUUCCAUUUCCUCCUCCGUCUUCUUCCAUUUCCUCCUACAUCUUCUUCCAUUUCCUCCUCCCACUUUUUCUUUUUCCUCCUCCCUCUACUUCCAUUUCCUCCUUCAUUUUCUUCUCUUUCCUCAUCCCUCUUCUUCCCUUUUCUCCUCCCUCUUCUUCCAUUUCCUCCUCCGUCUUCUUCCAUUUCCUCCUACAUCUUCUUCCAUUUCCUCCUCUCACUUUUUCUUUUUCCUCCUCCCUCUACUUCCAUUUCCUCCUUCAUUUUCUUCUCUUUCCUGCUCCUCCUACUUCCAUUUCCUCCUCCCUCUUCUUCCAUUUCCUCCUCCGUCUUCUUCCAUUUCCUCCUACAUCUUCUUCCAUUUCCUCCUCUCACUUUUUCUUUUUCCUCCUCCCUCUACUUCCAUUUCCUCCUUCAUUUUCUUCUCUUUCCUGCUCCUCCUACUUCCAUUUCCUCCUCCUCUUACUUCCAUUUCCUCCUCCGUCUUCUUCCAUUUCCUCCUACAUCUUCUUCCCUUUCCUCCUCCCUCUUCUUCCAUUUCCUCCUUCAUUUUCUUCUCUUUCCUCAUCCCUCUUCUUCCAUUUCCUCCUCCUCUUACUUCCAUUUCCUCCUCCGUCUUCUUCCAUUUCCUCCUACAUCUUCUUCCCUUUCCUCCUCCUCUUCUUCCAUUUCCUCCUUCAUUUUCUUCUUUUUCCUCAUCCCUCUUCUUCCAUUUCCUCCUCCUCCUACUUCCAUUUCCUCCUCCGUCUUCUUCCAUUUCCUCCUACAUCUUCUUCCCUUUCGUCCUCCCUCUUCUUCUAUUUCCUCCUUCAUUUUCUUCUCUUUCCUCAUCCCUCUUCUUCCAUUUCCUCCUCCUCCUACUUCCAUUUCCUCCUCCGUCUUCUUCCAUUUCCUCCUACAUCUUCUUCCCUUUCCUCCUCCCUCUUCUUCCAUUUCCUCCUUCAUUUUCUUCUCUUUCCUCAUCCCUCUUCUUCCAUUUCCUCCUCCUCUUACUUCCAUUUCCUCCUCCAUCUCUUUUUUACUUCUUUCUUUAAAUUAUUCUUCUCCUCUCUUUCUCACUUUCUUCCCUGUCUCCUUCGUCUUCUUUUUUUUCAUUCAUCGCUAUUUCUUUCUCAUUCUAAAUUCUCUCGUCUUCUUUUUAGCUAUUUCUUCUCAGAAAGGAGAAGUUCAUCUUACGUUUUUUCUUGUCUCAUUUCUCUUCUUUGACUUUCUUUCUUUCAUCUAUUUACCUUUCCUCACCAUCUCUUCCCUUCCCUUUUGUUCUAAUUACUCUUUUUAUAUCUCUUGUCUUAUUCAUUCGGUAAAUAUCAUCAAUUUCCUCUUCCUCUCUCUCUCUCUGCCUCUCUCUCUCUCUCACCAGUAUUUUCUAUCAUCGUUCUUUAUUUCUUUCUUUCUUUCUCUCCCAACCACUUCAAACAGUAGUCUUUUCACAGUAAACCGACCACGUAUACAAUCGCUUCCUCUUCUAACCGCCUUCUGCUUCCUGAUUUGUAGUAUUCUUAUUCACCAGUCUCACCCCCCCCCACCUUGUCCCAGCACCACCACCCGGACCUACCCGUCUUUUCACCCUGUCAGACACUACACUCUUCUCGCUCCACUAUUUGGCUAUCUUUUUUCCGUCUCGCCCCAAUUUUUUUUUUGUUCUUCUUCGCCUCAACUAAAACCAAUGACAGACUUAUUCAUUUCUUUUUCAACACCCUUCAACCUCUCCCUUUCACUCUUUCUCUCAACCUCACUCUCCUUCUUGACUUCCCCACCCUCCGUCCUCUUGCCCUACCCUUGCUGCAAUCGUGAUGAGGAGGCAGACCCCGUAAAUCUGCACCCGGUAUUCUUUCAACCGCCAUCUGUUCACUAA
Molecule: messenger RNA, 2379 nt
Organism: Acanthosepion pharaonis
Lineage: Eukaryota; Metazoa; Mollusca; Cephalopoda; Sepiida; Sepiidae
Source: the annotation of a GenBank genome assembly